AUGACGGUAAGUCCAGGUACCCCCAACACUGCUCUUCCUGCUGGACAAUGUGGUGACUACAGCAGUCCAACUGAGUUCUUUGUUAGCUGCUGGUGGCAUCCAUCAUGUCCAAAGAAAUUUCCGUUGAUGAACUCACAUCCUGGUUGUGCUCCAUGUCUGCGAGUAAAAGCGGAGUUUUUGCACAAAGCAUUCCAAGCCUUACUACUGUUUGUGUCCCAAUCGUCGACGAGCCCGUCAUUUCGUCUGGAGACAGCGGAAGAAGAUCAUCACGGACCAGACCAUAGUAGCGACAGUCAUGAGACAACGGAUCAUCAUCAUCAAGACCCUGACGUAGAACACAUCAUUCAACACAAAUUGGAGCAUGAUGUUGAUAAACAUUCGGUGGGUUACCACGGAAAUCCUACGGAGACCAAGCUUCAGGAAAUCUAUCGUGGAGGUCUUUCUACUCGAGAAAUGAUUCUCGGAUACAUGGUGCACAUGGGACCCUACUGGGACAUGUAUCGGGCAGUACUAAAGAGUUUGGCAAGUGAAAGUGGAACUUUGCUAUUGGUUCCUGCGACGGAAUUGUUGUGUCAAGCUUUGGGCGAAGAAGAUGCACCGUCGGGUUGUGACGUUACAAACGCUAUCGAAGUACUACAGCGACACCUAUCACAUAUGUACGAAACACAACUGCUUGCCUCGAUGGUAACCCCAAAAGAUGUCCUGGGUGCUGUUGAAGAUUUUGUGCAGGCGCUCAUCAGGAAAAAUGCUACUGAGAAGGACACGGAUAUCCAAGACAAAAUAUCACAGGCCAUUGCUUCCGGGAAACUGUGGCAAGAUUCUGACUUUGAAAAGAACGUCACCAAGUUCGUCAAAGAUGCCAUGGACAACAGCUUUAGAGACACCCAGAAGACAGAAGUCUCUCUUUUGCACGGAAUGCUCCGCUGGUUCCUGACAGACCGAGACUUGGAAAAGGCGCUAUUUCAAACUAUUUGCAGAUCCGAUCAAAUUAUCCAAUGUCUGGCUGCGUAUUUCCACCGCACUUAUGGAAAAGCAUCUGCCGCGGAAAUUGCACUAAGCAUUCAUGGCAUUUUGGAGAACAUUUUGGGCAGCUGGGAUGAUCGCGUAACGGUCUUCGGGCACAUCAAGGAGGCUUUCAAUACACUCACGGGAAAACACUUGCCGCUCUCUUUCUUCAUGUACGAUGGAUUAAUCCAAGGCAUCAAGUCAGGAGAAAUUGAGCUUCCAGCUGUUCUGGGUUACAUGGAAAUGGCAAAAAUGAAUCCGAAGAUGAUCGAAGCCUUGGCGGAUUACGACAAUCAAGCCUUCCGGAGAGUCAAAAACGUUUAUGUGCCUUUAUACAAGUACAUUAACGCCGCCUUUGUGCAUGAUAUAUGAUAGAUGCGAUAUUUGACGGCGAUCACUUUGAAUACUUCCGAGUUGAAUUGACAGUAUAUACGAGGGUGAAAAGACAAUAAACUUAUGCAUCACAGAUCA
Molecule: messenger RNA, 1476 nt
Organism: Notodromas monacha
Lineage: Eukaryota; Metazoa; Arthropoda; Ostracoda; Podocopida; Cyprididae
Source: the annotation of a GenBank genome assembly